This is a messenger RNA of Morchella importuna, 264 nucleotides long. RefSeq lists its product as uncharacterized. Bases 1 to 264 code for a protein of 87 amino acids. NCBI's taxonomy places the organism in Eukaryota, Fungi, Ascomycota, Pezizomycetes, Pezizales, Morchellaceae. The record is from RefSeq and is a predicted model, not a curated record. The transcript has a single exon.
AUGGCCCUAUGCACCACCGUACCCCAACACCCAGCUGCUGUAUCGUAUCAUACCCCAUCAUCGGGACCUUCACUACGCCCACCCGUCACCGCCGUCACCGCCGUUGCCGCCGCCUACCGCACUACCCCCCAGCCCCGCAUCUACGCUCCCCCAAGCCCGCCCUCGAAAUGCCUGUCACCGCAGCCGCAUCCUAUCCCGCCACGCGCCGUCCUUCGACCUUCAUUUCAUAGCCAAGCCGUCGCUGGUUCACGCACGGUAGAGUAA